Durusdinium trenchii is the source of this 821-nucleotide messenger RNA. NCBI's taxonomy places the organism in Eukaryota, Dinophyceae, Suessiales, Symbiodiniaceae. The record is from the annotation of a GenBank genome assembly.
UAUAUAUAUGUUUCUUCUAUCUCCGGUUUUGAAUAGAUUCCUGAACCUGCGUGGGUCAUCAAUCGAAUUCAGAGCGACGUGAUGCCGGGAUCCACGGGAUUCACUGGAUGUCUCGACUGGUCGUGUCAGCACGGAAGAAAAGGGCGCCCGGCACCCCGAAACAGCCCGUGGUUCUGAAUAACAGCGCCAACCCGACCUUGGCGCAGAGACACCCUCAAACCAUCUCAAACUAUAAACUUCACCAAAAACUAAACUCCAAGUGGUUGACAGUCCUUGGGUUCUGCAAACCAUUAACCAAGUACUGGAACUAGACUUUUGGCCUACUUCAUGUGCUGUAGUUGUACCCCCGCGGGCUAGCACUGUCUUUGGAUGAAUUGACGACAAUUUGCUCAUGGCGGGGCUUACACCCUAUGCGCUGCAAGUAGCCUUCCCCCAAAUAAGAAGCCUGAAAGUCCUGAAAAGGCCUUCAUGUGCUCACAGCAGCUGCAGAUUCUGCACGUGAACGGAAAUGCGAGGAUCGCUGCCAGCUCAACUGACACAGCGGCCAGCCUGAACGUGCGAGUGCAGAGGGCCACGGGGGACGUCACAGGCAGCGGGCCCCCGUUCUGCUUAUGUCACGCAGAAGGCGAUACUUUGACACUGCUAGAUGAAAGCCAGUCACUUGCAGCCCUCGGCAUUCGAGACGGUGCCAGGCUUUUUGCUCGAAGACCGCACCAUGCGAAGACCACCACCUUUGAAGCAAUCUACCAGACCACAGAGCCUGGUUUCCUUCAACCUCGUCUUGCGAACUCUUGAGUAGCGAAAAGACUGAGAGAUCUCCG